Planococcus citri (citrus mealybug) is the source of this 3079-nucleotide messenger RNA. Its product is annotated as serpin B13-like. Lineage: Eukaryota; Metazoa; Arthropoda; Insecta; Hemiptera; Pseudococcidae. The record is from RefSeq and is a predicted model, not a curated record. The coding region runs from base 177 to 1385 and encodes 402 amino acids. Gene Ontology annotation, molecular function: serine-type endopeptidase inhibitor activity. The transcript has 7 exons.
UUAAAAUACGUAAUACAUGCCUGAUAUGGAAAGUAAUCCAAUUACUUACCACCAAACAUUUACGAUGUUGUAAUAAUAAACUGGUCAACGAGUCGUCAAUCGGUGUGGGAAGCAGUGAAGUUAUGACUUCUUCUCAUUCAUAACUUAAACGUGUUUUGUAUUUAUGCGCGCUUGAGAUGGAGUUAAAUUCAGCGCGGCAUAGAUCCAGAGGAUUCCUAACUGUCGUAAUAUUUUUAUUAUUACAUGUUACUUACACCGGUUCCGUAACCGUCCCCGGAGAUGAGAAUAUCGCAGCAGUUGUACGAUUUACGAAUAGUUUGGUUCCUCCUUUAUUUCAGACAUUUUCCGCAAAUUAUACGAAUUUAGUAAUGGCUCCAUUCGGAUUAUCUACCAGUCUCGCAAUAACUAUGGACUGCGUGCAUGGGGAAUCAUUUAAUGAAAUUAUUAAAUUAUUCAAACUACAGUCGAAACCAGCCAGACAACAAUUAAGAACUGGUUUCAAAACAAUACUUCAUGAUUUCAAACAGGCCACGUCGAAUGAUGAACUAGCUGGUUCCUAUAAUAAAGCUUUCUUAACUAGUUCAAAAAUGUUUCCGACGCCUUUCAUCGAACAACUGUCCAAUACAUACUUAGUGGAUGUGACUAAUAACAGUUCAUUGACAAGAAACUUCACCACAGCUCAAAUUCUGGAACUGAGAACUGAUACCGGUAUAAUGAGUCAUUGGCGAGAUUAUCAAAAGCUAGUAGUUUUUACCUAUUUAUCAUAUUCAUCUUCGGAACCAUUCUACAGUCACAUGAAUAAAACAAUCAACGUUCCUAUGAUACCACUCAUUGGCUAUUUCAAAGCUGGAUAUUUGCCUAAGUUAGAGUCAAAUGGAGCUGAAUUAUUGUUCGAGAAUACAAAAGUCAGUUUACUGGUACUAAUGCCCGAUAAGAUCGACGGAUUGAAUGAUCUUCAAACGAAAUUAUUUCAAGAAAAUUUUUUCGAAGUAUUGGAUUCAUUACCGCAACAAGAAACUCAAAUAUUAAUUCCUCAAUUGUCGACUGUAUCGAAUAAUCUGGAAUUUACUUCGAUGCUUAAAUCUUUGGGAGUUGUCUCUGCUUUCAGUUCAAAUCUCAACGACAAGAAAAAAAGAGAUGUUUUUAUACAAUCAAUCAAACAGAACGCCUUUUUUUCAACUAGUUUCACUGCAUUGAAUUCUAUCGGAUCUUUUAUAACGAAAUAUGAUGGUAAGAAUUCAAGUGAUAUUCAAGCUAGAAAGAAGAGAGAAGCAAAAACUAAAAUUGUGUUCAAUAAGCCAUUUAUGUUUUUCCUUAUACACCGAGAAUCCGGUCUAAUAUUAUUGACAGGUCACAUAACUCAACCUAAACUUUUACCAAAUUGAUGAUUUUUCAGAGCUUCAAGUUAAAUGUAGAUUUUUAAAUGGAAAAAUAGAAUACCAAAAUUCAUAUAAUUGUUGAAUGUAUGCUUAGAUAGUUAGGUACCUACAUACAUAUCUAUUUUAUUUUUUUAUUUUUCUAUAUUCAUAAUAACAAGUCAAAUUAUCAUUGUUUCAUUUAAAAUUUAAAUAUUUAUUAUAAGUAGGUACCUACUUGAGUAAGUACCUACAUUAAGGAUGCUUAUUUUUGUCUUUUUGUACACUGAGAAGAGUGGAAGAUUUUUUGUUUAAAAGUUAUUUUAAUUGUAGAUACGAGUACCUUAUGCUUCGCCACCUCUACGCUUAUUCCAAAAAGGGUCUUAAAAGUCAUCUUGAUAAAAUAUUUAGGUACUGCUUGUUGCAGAAUCUUCUUUCUUCGGCGAUAAUAAUUUUUCGGGUUGUUUAUGUUUAAAUCGUAGACAAGUGUACACUUCUUCUAGAGGCAAUGGCUCUAAUACAACAUAUUGACCAGGUUUUUGAUUGAGAAUCAUUUGCUCGUCAAAAUCCUUUUUCAUUGAUUUUAUCAUCUCAUUCCUUUCUAUCACCAUCAUCACAUUGAUUACAUUAGUUUCAUAACUCUCUUCUGUAAAAAUCAAAUUAUAAUUAAGGUUUAAACUCUGUCUACCCACCUACAUAUGUAUGUUCGAAAUUGAAGAGAGGCCACUUAAUUACACAACAGGUGUAAUUAAGCUGAGAUUCGAACAAAGGAAUAUAAUUAUUUGAUCAACUAACUUCUAUCAUCAUUAUCAAAAUUGGCAUAAGUUUCUUCGAUAUCGCGUCCUUUCAUGAUCGAUAAAUCGCUGACAAAUUUAGCCAUGAAAGAUUCCUUUUGUACAGUUUCCAAAAAGUCUUUUUCUGUGAUUUUAUUUUGUGAAUUUCCUUUAAAAUGAAAAAUAGAGAGAUGAGUACCGUCGAGAUAAAAUUACGCUGAUGCUGAUGCUUUUUCAUUUCAGUAGAUAUGCCAAAAUAAUUUUUCAACAUUACCGAAUAAUACCGCGGUAAAAUAUCGAUUGAUUAUUUGGAUAUCUUCAGCAGAUUCUUUGUAUAUAUUUUUCCAAACAGUAUUCAAAUCAAUGUCUGGAGCUGAAAAAAUAAAGAUCACAGCAUAGUUGAUAUAAAUGAAUUGGACAGAUUUUGAUUAAUUGCUUAUGAAGGAAGUAGGUAACUGAAGGUAAAAAUAUUGAAGUGGAUUUACAUUUUUCGUCGUCAAUAUAAGAUUUCAUCGUUUUGAAAAUUGUUUCGUUGAUUUUAUUGUAAAACCGAUUAUAUGAGUCCUUAAACUGGGUGUACUCCUCCACUAUAAACACAAACAAUAAUAUUUUUAUUAUCAUACAUAAUUGUAAUGCGCUUACUUAGAUUCUUUUACAUCUAUGUAGGUCCUAACCACCUGAUUUUUUUUUUUUUUAAACUUCAUCAUUAAACAAAAAGAUACCUACUCACCUCCACACUGAUUAGGUUUUUCCGACAAAGUAUCGUGUAUUACUGAAAUUAAUAGCAAAAUUAAAUACCGAUUUCAAUAUUUUAAUCGUAACUAUAACUUUCAUUCAACUCUUUUAAAGAUUGCAAAAUUAGGUAUUACUUUUUUGUAGAAAAUCAUUUCCUAUGUGAGCAUACCAUGCUAAAUACUGGCCAAUUUUCAAAUAUACGUUGAGGUGUUGUUU